Messenger RNA from Seriola dumerili (greater amberjack), 1368 nucleotides. RefSeq names its product E2F transcription factor 1 (gene e2f1). Gene Ontology annotation, cellular component: Rb-E2F complex. Bases 1 to 1368 code for a protein of 455 amino acids. Gene Ontology annotation, molecular function: DNA-binding transcription factor activity, RNA polymerase II-specific; protein dimerization activity; RNA polymerase II cis-regulatory region sequence-specific DNA binding. The transcript has 7 exons. Lineage: Eukaryota; Metazoa; Chordata; Actinopteri; Carangiformes; Carangidae. Gene Ontology annotation, biological process: G1/S transition of mitotic cell cycle; regulation of transcription by RNA polymerase II. The record is from RefSeq and is a predicted model, not a curated record.
AUGUCAGAAACUCUGAUAACAGGGCAGACAUCGGAGGAUCUGUUGGCCGACUUUGAGACUCUGCUGAACUCUGGCAGCAUUGACCUGGGCGAGGACCAUCAGAUAGUGAUCAUCACCAGCCCCAGCAAUGAGGGACUCCACCCGGCCGUGGCCCCCACCAGCACAGGGGAAAUCCUGCUGUUUGCCACACCCCAGGGCCCCGCUGACGUGGGCAUCCAGGACAAGAGACGACCGGCUCUGGGAAGACCUCCGGUGAAGAGAAAGUUGGACCUGGAUAGUGACCAUCAGUAUGUCAGCACCACUCGACCGUCCGUGGGCCAAGCACCACCCUCCACACCUGCCCCUCCCAGAGUUCCUAGAACCACCACAGAGAAGUCACGGUAUGACACGUCGUUGAACCUGACCACCAAACGCUUCCUCAGCCUGUUGUCCCAGUCAGCUGACGGCGUGGUGGAUCUGAACUGGGCCUCGCAGGUCCUGGACGUGCAGAAGAGACGCAUCUACGACAUAACCAACGUCCUGGAGGGAAUACAGCUCAUCUCCAAGAAGUCCAAGAACAAUAUCCAGUGGCUUGGUAAUCGAAUUGAUGCAGCAUUGGUUUCCCGCCACAAGGAGUUGCAGAGGGAGGUGUGUGACCUCACAGAGGCUGAGGAGCAGCUGGACGAGCUCAUUUCCAAAUGCAACCUGCAGCUCCGACUUGUCACAGAGGACCCGCAGAACAAGAAGCUGGGUUAUGUGCGCUGCCAGGACCUGAGGAAGUCAUUUGAUUCCCCGGACCAGCUGGUGAUGGUGAUCAGAGCUCCACCAGAGACCCAGAUGCAAGUUUCAGAACCCAGCGAGGGUUACCAGGUGUCGCUGAGAAGCACGCGGGGUCCAAUCGAUGUCUUCCUCUGUCCAGAAGACAGCUCCGGCGUCUGCAGCCCCAUGACGGGCAGCAGUCCCUCGAAACCCGCCUCUGCUGACCCCUCCCUGGUCCCACCUCCCACACAACCCACGGACCAAUCGCAAGCCAAAACCUCCACGACCCCCCUGGAGGUGGGUUUAUCAUCCCCAGCGUCGACAUCGUCCACAGUGACGGCAGCCUCCCAGCAGGAGCCCUCAUCACUGGUGUUAGGCGGUUACACAGAAUCGCUUCUGGGAGGCGAUCCCUUCUCCGGCCUCGGGGACAUGCCAGACUUUGACCUCUCACCCCUCUCCUCCUCGGACUUCCUGAACGGAGAAGGCCUCCAUCUCCCAUUGGACGGUUUCAUCAACCUGUCCCCCCCCCACAGUCACGACUACCACUUUGGACUGGAGGACCACGAAGGCAUCAGCGAACUGUUCGACUGUGACUUUGGCGACCUGUCGCAAGUUUUGGGCGACAGUUAG